This is a messenger RNA of Rotaria sp. Silwood1, 2106 nucleotides long. Lineage: Eukaryota; Metazoa; Rotifera; Eurotatoria; Philodinida; Philodinidae. The record is from the annotation of a GenBank genome assembly.
AUGUUGUAUUCAGUCUUCAUUAUUAUUUUUCUUUUACUCCCUCGAUAUGUUCAUAAUAGUUGUUGUCGUUUACCAUUUACGGAUGGUGAAUGUCAGGUUAAUCGAAAAGGUCCACAUCGAUAUCAAAUUAUGCCUGAUCGUCGUUCAGGUCUUGUCAUGGAAAGUACAGAAUGUUAUAUAAAUGAUUUUGAUACAAAUUAUCGAAAAUUAAUUACAAAAAGAAAUUAUUGUAAUGAUUGUCCUGGUUUACUUAUUUUUCAUACGAAUUCAUCGGAAAUUUUCUUAUUUCCAGAAUAUCUCGAACGUAUUUUAGAAGGACGAACACAAAUACAACGAAAAAAUGUCGUAAUAUUAACAACUUCACUUACUGGAGCAUAUGAUUUAGAUUUUACAUUUUUUUCACGUUAUUAUUCUGCUCGUCCAGUAAGUGAAGUUCCUUCACUUUAUAUUGAUUUACAAUUACCAGUAUACGAUCCGAAACAAGAAACACAACCAAGUUUACGUCUUCGUAUACCCAAUUAUAAUUACGAUCAAGAAGGUUUAUCAAAAAUUAGUAGACAAGAAUUAAUUAAUCCAUUAAUUAAUAAUGAACAGACUAUGUCUAAUGUUCAUCAAUUACCUUAUAUUUAUCAUUUCGAUAUAGAAAAACAUCGUUAUCCACCAAAUCAAUGUACUUUAUAUGAUGUUCAAAUUUCAUCAUCUAAUCUCAUUUGGAAAAUUUUAGAUUCUGCAGUAUCAACAUGUCAUACAUUUAUGCCUUAUUUUGGACAAAAUAAAUGUUUUGCAACAGGUUUUACACGUCUAUUUUGUCCAAUUGAACAGAGUAUAUUAUUAAAUGAUCGUCUACAAUUAUUAUCGUAUUCUAAAACGACAAAUUCUGUUGAACGUUUAACCAUAGCUGUAACUGGUGGUCGUCAUAUUCAUAUGUUCUUAAGGAAUGAUCAAAUGACACCUGCUCAACAAGUUAAAAUUCUUCUUCUGCAAGGUCAUUUAGUAGUGACUGAUAUUAAUGUUAAUUUACCUAUACGAGUUGAAUAUGGUUGGAAUUGUGAUGAUUUUAGUCUUAGUGUUCCAAUAGGUUCUAGUACAACUCGAUACCGUCGUUUUGAUGGUGAAAAUUCGGUUAUUUAUGAAGGAAAGAGUAUUGUUCCUCUACCAGAUUGCUUUCGAUUAGUAUCUAAUGUAAUAAAAAUACCAUCAUCAUCAAUUAUAACAAGUACUCUUAGUUCUUCUACUAUUGAUUUGAAAUUUGAUGAAAAACAAAUAAUAAUAUCAGAUCUAUCAGAAACAAAUAUCAUAAUUAAUUUAAAUCAAACAAAUACAACAAUAGAUAAUCAACAAAAUAUUUUAUCACACUAUUGGAAUAAUUUAUCUGAUUAUAAUAAUUUGGCUUAUGGUGCAAUGAUUUUAUUAAUUUUAGUUACUCUUAUUUCUUUAUGUCUUUUUGUUUUCUAUCGUAUAUAUUGCAGUCAACAUCGUAAAUCAAAAUGGACAUUGGAUCAUGGUUCUCAUACGAAUCCAGCUUAUAAGAGUUCUAAAGAUGAUCCAAGUGAUAUUCCAAACUCAGUUAAUUCUUCGACAAACAAUACUAAUGAUUGGCAUCGAUUGUUAUUAACUCGUCUUAAGCCUGGUGUUACAGGAAAAUAUCGAAUGACAAGAAAAAAUGGCAUUAAAUCAGGCAUAAUUUCAUCAACAUCGUUUGACGAUUCAAAUGUGAUAUUACGAUCAUACAAUGAUGAAUCAUCCAUAAAUACAUUGAAACAACUUGAUUCUUCAACAGAAAAUUCAAUAAGAAGAGACAACCAUUAUGUAAAAAAUUCUACGUCAAAUCGAUCUGAUGAUCAUAUUACUUCACUCAAGCGACGAGUCAGAAAACAACAAAUGAGAUAUCUACAAAAUCAAACAAGUUUUAUUCAAGACAUUUCAUUUCAAUUAUCCUCAUCAACUGAUCUCCUGUCUAUACCAUAUUCCAAACGAAGCAGAUCACCACAUCGUUUUAGAGCACCGAAAAUAAGUUAUGUUGUUCCAUUACCAUCAUUAAUGAAUUCCACCAGAGCAGUACCAACUCAUUUACAUGACAUUAAGUUGAACCUUUAUGGAUAUUAA